CAGAAACGGAAAAAGAACCAAAUGCUCAGUUGGUGUCUGACGCUGGCCAAGUAAUGGCCGCUCAAGUUGAGCUAAAUAUUUAAGCUAAGAAUCGCAUAUUUCUAGACCAGAGUGUUAUCUGACCGCUUGCAAGCAGGUGAGAGGGCAACAUGGCACACUCGGAGCAGAAUAGGACGCUGUACGUGGGAAAUCUCGACACCUCCGUCACCGAGGACCUCAUCAUGAUGUUGUUUGGCCAGCUCGGAGAGGUCCGUAGCUGCAAGAUGUUUAGAGAACCUACCACAGACCCUUAUUGCUUUGUAGAAUUUAGCGAUCAUGUUACUGCAUUGAAUGCAAUAACCAUGAUGAAUGAUAAAGUGCUACAAAACAAAAAAAUGCGAGUGGAUUGGGCGACAGGUCAGGGUAACAAGAACAAGUAUACUAAAGUAGACACUAGUAAGCAUCACCAUGUAUAUGUGGGUGACCUCAGUCCAGAAAUAGAUGAGCAAGCACUAAGAGAAGCUUUUCAGGUUUUUGGUGAAAUCUCAGACUGUAAAGUAGUUAAGGAUCCUCAAAGUUUUAAAUCUAGAGGUUAUGGCUUUGUUGUGUUUGUGAAGAAGAUGGAUGCUGAAACAAGUAUCAGUGCAAUGAAUGGCCAGUGGCUUGGCCGGAAAAUGAUCAAGACCCGCUGGGCCACAAGGAAGCCAGCUAACACUCCAAAUGAGACAAAACCAGAACUUAAAAAACUGAAUUAUGAGGAAGUGUAUAACCAAACAACACCCACAAAUAUGACUGUGUUUUGUGGGGGCUUGAAACAAGACAUUACAGAAGAAAUGCUGAAAAAGACUUUCCAACCACAUGGGCAGAUUGAGAAGAUAAAGAUAUUUAAAGAGAAGGGUUAUGCUUUCAUUAAAUACACUAGUAAAGAAAGUGCUUGUCAGGCAAUUGUAGAGCUUCAUAGUACUAACUUGAAUGGCCAAAUAAUCAGGUGCUCUUGGGGGAAAGACACAGGAGGAGAACAAGCGGGAAACCUGGGCCCAGAGCAAAAUGGCGCACAGCCUAGUAUGCACAGUUAUGCAAAUGGUCAAGGUUUUACCAAUCAGAUGGGGCAGAUGGGAUACUGGCAAUAUUACCCACAGCAAAUGCCAUAUAACCAGGUGCCAUACAAUCAAUAUUCGUAUGGAUAUCAACCAAAUCCUGGUUACAUGUGGAUGGGAUGGGGACAGCAGGGUUGGGGCCAGCCAGGUCAGCAGGCCCCUCCUGCCCCACAGCAGGGUCAGCCUCAAUAAAGGGAACUGACAGUAGAAUAAACUCUGGUCUCGGAUGCGCCUAGCACAUCUCCAUGACAAGUUUGGUGCCACCUGAUGAUAGGGAGAGGAGCCAAUGUUGCCACAAUUUCUUUGUAAGUGCAAAGAUCUUCAGACCAAUACAGACAGUAUGUACAUAAGUGAAUAGCUGAUUGAAAAUCUUUUUAAGUAUAGAUUCUACUUAAUUAUCUCAUGUCCAAAAGCACUAUCAUGUAGUAUUAGAUGAGAACAGUGGUCUUCUUUUUGUAAGAGAAAGUAAUUUUGUAAAGUUUUAUAUCAGGAAUACAGUGAAAUGUAUUUUGUACUGUUUUCUGGACUUUUGACAGUGAAUAGCUUUCAUGGCUUACCAUGUUAAUCAGCUGUUGUAAAUACUGUUAUAAUUGAAAUUUUGAGUUUGUAAGUCUUGUAUUUCAAUGCUGUAGAAUAGAAUUAUGUAUAUGCCAUGAAAGUCAAUUCAUUAUAUAAAUAUUUAUGUAUUAAUCUUUCAAUACUAUGAUGCUGGUAUAAGAGAAAUAUCGGAUUCAGAGGAUACACGGAAGAUGAUGGAUGUUGCGUGAAUGGAAUUUUUUCAGAGUAUGAAAGAGAGGGGAGCAAAAUGUGUGUACAGUAUAUAUUUACCCAACUAAUUUCUAGCACUGGCUCAUGCGCAUUACUUGUGUAUAAUCACAUUCCAAAGUGAACUGGUCAAUUGGGAAGGAUCAGUUCUCAUGUAACUUUUAUCAUGUCUUGUGUUUGUACAUAUGUAUACACAUGCAUCAUGCAUAAGUAUGUGUGUACACCUUAUAUGUAUACAUAUAUAUACACGUAUGAUUAACAAUGAAAUCUCAAGAAGCAAAUGGGAAAUGUGUAGCAGUAUAUAUUUUGCCCAGUACUCAGAUAUCCAAUUGAUAAUGAUAUCUUCAUAUUUUGGGACAAGAACGGUGGUAGGGAUGUAUUGAGCUUUAUGCAUUUUCAGGUAUAGUUGUGAGGGUGUCCAGGAGACAUUUUUACUGGGGCUGUUAAUCAUUUCCACAGUUUUCAGAAGGAAUUUUUAUGACGGUACUCAGUGUCAACAUUUUCAUUGCCCUUAGUUUAUUAAUUUUAUUGGUACCUGCUUUGACCAUUGAGUACAUGUGUACAAGUCUUCCCUUUUUAUUUUUUUUUAUUGGGAGAAGUUGAGGCCACUGCAAGACUUGGCUUUGAGCUUGUGGGAGGAAUAGUAGUCAUGCUAAGGUAUAAUUACCUUGUGACAGUUUUAACGUGAUGAAGUUUGGAGGUAUUGAGAACCACCACUUUUUGUAUAAUGAUUCCAUGAUUCUAAACAUCUUUUUUUAAGACUGGCAGGGCCCCUUUUAUUAAAUUAACCUAGCACCUUUCUUGCUUUGACAUAUGAUCUUCAUUUUUAAAUUCCUAGAAGUGGCUUGAAGUGUAGGCUGAAAUGUGUAAUUCUCCACAUUUCUUUAUUAGUUUUUCCAUUUGUUGUAUUUGUUGCUGUUUGCUUAGUGUAUUAACUUGUAUGUGUAUAUAUAGUAUAUUAUAUUUUGUGUAUACAUAGUGCAUGUGUUUAUGUAUGUACAUACACCCACAGACUUUUUGUGUGUGUUUUUACAUACACCACAAAAGCAUACAUGUACUCAUUUGUGUACAGUGUGCGAGUGUGUAUUUCAGUAUACACGAACAUAUAUAGUAUGUGUAUAUGCAUAUUCAUGUAUAUGCACAUAUGUAUAUAUAGGUAGAUAUAGCAAAGAUUUGAAUUGCAGUAUUUGGAUUUAUGAAUAGCAUGAAAAAUUUUGUACACUAUCCCAUCCAUGUACAGUUAUUCAGAUAAUGAAAAUAAAGGAAUGGCAUGAAAGUCCA
Macrobrachium nipponense is the source of this 3122-nucleotide messenger RNA. It is a transcript of the gene Rox8, whose product is annotated as nucleolysin TIAR-like. Bases 150 to 1268 code for a protein of 372 amino acids. The record is from RefSeq and is a predicted model, not a curated record. Gene Ontology annotation, molecular function: RNA binding. Lineage: Eukaryota; Metazoa; Arthropoda; Malacostraca; Decapoda; Palaemonidae. The transcript is spliced from 2 exons.